AUGUUAUUUCUGGCGCCGCGCAAGCAUCUAUUUGCCAGCAAUUUGAUAAUAUUUCUAUUGAUUUAUAUCAUGCGCAAGUGCCUGCAGUUGUUCUGCAUUAUUGAGAACAAAGCAUGCCAGAAGCCCGACUGCAACUGCGAGCCGGGCCAGAGGGAUUGCCCGGACUCGCCGCUUGUGGAGCGCCGUGGAGGCUUCAAGCUCAUACCGGAUGCCAUGCGCAAGACCAUGCACGGCUUUGGCUAUGGCGAGGGCCAUUAUCAGAUCUUCGUGGAGAAGAAGGAGCGCAAUUUGCCAACCAAAUCGCGCCUCAAUGCGGCCAGCGCUGAACUCAAGCUGAAUCCCAAUUAG
Messenger RNA from Drosophila novamexicana, 348 nucleotides. RefSeq lists its product as uncharacterized. The record is from RefSeq and is a predicted model, not a curated record. The transcript has a single exon. Bases 1 to 348 code for a protein of 115 amino acids. NCBI's taxonomy places the organism in Eukaryota, Metazoa, Arthropoda, Insecta, Diptera, Drosophilidae.